CAUAAAGUGUGCAGCAGCUCUCCACGUCCCACUUUUUGUUCAAGCGUCACUUUCACAAGUUGCCACGAAUACACAGACAGCGGCAUGAUGUGGAGGUUAGUAAGCUGCACACUGUGCCUCUUGGUCUCUGCUCAGCUAUCUCUAUUGUGUGUGUGGGCCUCAGCAGCCGAGCUGGAUGGAGAAGUGAAGAUAGAAGUAGUGUACAAACCCGACGAGUGCACUCAGAAGAGCAAAAGAGGAGAUCUGAUAAACGUCCACUACGAUGGCUUCCUUGCCAAAGAUGGUUCUCAGUUCUACUGCAGUCGGUCAGACAAAACCGGGCACCCCCAGUGGUUCGUCCUGGGUGUGGGACAGGUCAUUAAGGGCCUGGACCUAGGGAUGGAAGAUAUGUGUCCUGGAGAGAAACGAAAAAUAACUGUCCCACCCGGCCUGGCCUUUGGAGAGAAAGGCAAAGGUGAGUGAAUGCAGCACACA
Notothenia coriiceps (black rockcod) is the source of this 474-nucleotide messenger RNA. It is a transcript of the gene fkbp7, whose product is annotated as FKBP prolyl isomerase 7. The transcript has 2 exons. Gene Ontology annotation, molecular function: peptidyl-prolyl cis-trans isomerase activity. The record is from RefSeq and is a predicted model, not a curated record. NCBI's taxonomy places the organism in Eukaryota, Metazoa, Chordata, Actinopteri, Perciformes, Nototheniidae. The coding region runs from base 85 to 462 and encodes 125 amino acids.